CGCGGCGCUGCGCUCGGGGCGCCGCUCCGUCCGCCCCCGUCGGCGGCCGCGGGGCGCGGGGCCCACGCGCGACCGCGGAAAGCAGUGCAGGCGCUCGGUUGGCGACGGUCCGAGCCGCGAGUCUCUCUGCGUCCUCCUCCCGCGCCCGGCUGGAGCCGCCUGGGGACUAUGGUGUUGGACCAGGAGGACGUUCGUAGUUCCUUGCAAUUCUGAGGCACAAAAGUAGGUGAGACUGCUUUUGUAUCUGCGAAGUGCUUCACUUCUGAAUGUAAUUCUAGCUGAGUGCAAUCUAGGUUAAGAGCCGGACAAGCGGGUAAUUAGAGCCCGCUCGCUGCCGGAGGACCGGCCUCCCAGCCGAAGCGCGCCCGGAGUCGGCGCCCUUUUCCCGGCCGAGCCGAACAGCGGCUGGACACGGAGCGCCCGAGAUGAUGGUGCUGGACAAGGAGGACGGUGUGCCGAUGCUCUCUGUCCAACCUAAAGGGAAGCAGAAGGGCUGUGCAGGCUGCAACCGCAAGAUCAAGGACAGGUACCUGCUGAAGGCGCUGGACAAGUACUGGCAUGAGGACUGCCUCAAGUGUGCCUGCUGUGACUGCCGCCUGGGCGAGGUGGGCUCCACGCUCUACACCAAGGCCAACCUCAUCCUGUGCCGGCGUGACUACCUGAGGCUUUUUGGCACCACAGGAAACUGCGCUGCCUGCAGCAAGCUGAUCCCAGCUUUCGAGAUGGUGAUGCGAGCCCGAGACAAUGUGUAUCACCUUGACUGCUUCGCCUGCCAGCUCUGCAAUCAGAGAUUUUGCGUGGGAGACAAAUUCUUUCUGAAGAACAACAUGAUCUUGUGUCAGAUGGACUAUGAGGAGGGGCAGCUCAAUGGCACCUUUGAAUCCCAGGUUCAGUAACGCCCUGCAUCUGGCCUCCAGGUCCAUCUGUCCGUCCGCCCGCCUGACCACCUGCCUGGCAGGCUGGCCAGCCACUCUGCCUGCGCGGGCUGGCCAGCCGCUGUCCUACAAGUUAGAACGUCAUCGUCAAUGGGAAGGUGGCUUUUUCUCCAUCAGCACCGCCCAUCUCUGUGGGCCCUCCUGGGGCCAGGCUUGGCCUGUACAGUCUGUCUUGUGUAUAUAAAUGGGAACAUUUAUUUUAUGAGAAAUGUAAUGCGAUUUUAUUACUGGCGUGGAUUAAACUUAUGAAUGU
Molecule: messenger RNA, 1188 nt
Organism: Alexandromys fortis (reed vole)
Lineage: Eukaryota; Metazoa; Chordata; Mammalia; Rodentia; Cricetidae
Gene: Lmo1
Product: LIM domain only 1
Exons: 5
Coding region: 426-896 (156 amino acids)
Biological process (GO): positive regulation of transcription by RNA polymerase II
Cellular component (GO): nucleus
Molecular function (GO): DNA-binding transcription factor binding; transcription coactivator activity
Source: RefSeq, a predicted model, not a curated record